AUGCUAAACAGUUCUUUGUGUUUUAAUCUCUUAACUGUGGCGUUAAAACGUCAGCAGAAAUUACAACCAAAGGGAGCUCCUCGCCAAUUGGAGGGUGAAGGCCUCAAGGAGGCCGAAGAAACUUUAGAUUUCUCACUGAAGAAAUUGGCCACUGGUGAAAAUGCAAUUAAUUAUAAGAUUUCCAAGGUCAAUUCGGCAAGCAAACAAACGGUCUCGGGCACUUUGUAUCGAAUCAAUGCUGAUAUCAUUGAUGGCGAUGAAAUAACUAAAAAAUGUGAUAUCAGUAUUUGGUCACGAGCAUGGCUGCAAAAUGGUAUUGAAGUCACUUUUAAGUGUAACAAUGAUCAGGAAGUAUUCACUCGCCAGCACAGUGCCUAA
Musca vetustissima is the source of this 378-nucleotide messenger RNA. Its product is annotated as sarcocystatin-A-like. Lineage: Eukaryota; Metazoa; Arthropoda; Insecta; Diptera; Muscidae. The coding region runs from base 1 to 378 and encodes 125 amino acids. The transcript is spliced from 3 exons. Gene Ontology annotation, molecular function: cysteine-type endopeptidase inhibitor activity. The record is from RefSeq and is a predicted model, not a curated record.